Molecule: messenger RNA, 8367 nt
Organism: Sphaeramia orbicularis (orbiculate cardinalfish)
Lineage: Eukaryota; Metazoa; Chordata; Actinopteri; Kurtiformes; Apogonidae
Gene: insrb
Product: insulin receptor b
Exons: 23
Coding region: 1-4113 (1370 amino acids)
Biological process (GO): cell surface receptor protein tyrosine kinase signaling pathway; positive regulation of MAPK cascade; positive regulation of phosphatidylinositol 3-kinase/protein kinase B signal transduction
Cellular component (GO): plasma membrane; axon; insulin receptor complex
Molecular function (GO): insulin receptor substrate binding; phosphatidylinositol 3-kinase binding; ATP binding
Source: RefSeq, a predicted model, not a curated record
AUGAGGCUGUGGACGCUCAAGCUGCGAGCACAAAUAGUUUUUUUUAUCAUCAGCACCUGCAUUAUCUACCAGUGUGGACUAAUACACGGAGAAAUCUGCCAGAGCAAGGACAUCCGGAACAAUGUGACCAACCUCCAGUCGCUGGAGAACUGCACCAUCAUUGAGGGCCACUUGAAGAUUCUACUCAUGUUUAAGACCAAGACCGAGGACUUCCGGGGCCUCAGCUAUCCUCGGUUACGAGUGGUGACCGAUUAUGUGUUGCUGUUCCGGGUCUAUGGCCUGGAGACCCUUACUGGCCUCUUCCCCAACCUGACGGUGAUCCGCGGCAACAACCUGUUCUUCAACUAUGCUCUGGUCAUUUAUGAAAUGCUGCAAAUGAAAGAGGUGGGUCUCCACAGCCUCAUGAAUAUCACCAGAGGCGCAGUUAGGAUCGAGAAAAAUCCGGACCUCUGCUACCUGGCCACCUUAGACUGGUCCAAAAUCUUGGACUCAGUGGAAGACAAUUACAUUGUGGAAAAUAAGAAUGAGAGGGAAUGUGGGGAUGUAUGUCCUGGUACGGCCCAAGGCCAGACCAUUUGUUCACAGAACACUAUCAAUGGACACUUCAGAGGUCGAUGCUGGUCGCAGGAUCACUGUCAGAGAAUGUGUUUGGACAACUGUAAACAUGGUGCAUGCAGCCUCCAGGGCACCUGCUGCCAUGACCAAUGCCUGGGAGGCUGCUCUGAGCCGGGGAACGCCAGCAGCUGCGUGGCCUGCAGGAACCUCCAGCAUGGAAACACUUGUGUGUACAAGUGUCCUCCGGGAUUCUUUGUUUUUAGAGGAUGGCGUUGUGUCAGCUUCUCCUUCUGCCAGGAACUCCACAACCAGUGUAAGCAAACAAAGAAGUUGAACCAGGACACAGAGUCAAACUGCUAUGAAUACGUCAUCCACAACGGGGCCUGUAUCCCAGAAUGCCCCUCGGGAUACACUACUAUUAACUCUACCACGCUGACUUGUUCACCGUGCGCAGGCCUGUGUCCGAAACUGUGUGUCGGUAACAAGACCAUUGACUCAGUAACUUCAGCCCAGGCUCUCAGAGGAUGCACUGUUCUCCAUGGCAACCUGAUCAUCAAGAUUCGAGGAGGCAAUAACAUAGCUGCUGAGUUGGAGGCAAGUUUGGGUCAGAUUGAGGAAAUCACAGGAUACCUGACUGUUCGCAGAGCCUACGCCCUGGUGUCGCUAUCCUUCCUACAUAAACUACGCAUCAUCAGAGGGGUGCAUCUGGAGGGAGAUGUUUUUGCCUUUUAUGCGCUGGACAACCAGAACCUCCGUGAGCUCUGGGACUGGUCCAAGCACAACCUGACCAUUCAGCGCGGUCGUAUGUUCUUCCACUACAACUCCAAACUUUGUAUGAGUGAAAUCAAAAAGAUGGAGGAGGUAACAGGAACCAAGGAGCGCAACCAAAAGAAUGACAUUGCUGUUCGCACCAAUGGGGACCAGGCAUCCUGUGAAACCACAGAGCUUAAAUUUACUGUGAUCAAGACGUCUUCAAAUAAGAUUAUGGUGAAGUGGGAGCCGUUCUGGCCUUUAGACUUCAGAGACCUGUUGGGCUUCAUGGUUCUCUACAAAGAGGCCCCAUAUAAGAACGUGACAGAGUUUGAUGGACAGGAUGCAUGCGGUUCUAACAGUUGGGUGAUCGCCGAUGUUGAUCCACCACGGCGCGUCACAGAUAGCAAGAAGCAGGAGGAGCAAGGUCACCUGAUCAGACCGCUGAAGCCCUGGACCCAGUACGCAAUCAUGGUCAAAACCCAGCUGUCUGCAUCCGAUGAGCAUCAGGCUCAGGGAGCCAAGAGCGAGAUAAUCUACGUCCGCACCAAUGCCUCCAAGCCCUCAGUCCCUUUGGACCCCAUCUCCUCAUCCAACUCCUCCUCUCAGAUCAUCCUGAAGUGGAAGCCCCCCAACAACCCGAACGGCAACAUCACCCAUUACCGGGUCAUCUGUCGCAAACAGCCAGAAGACAGUGACCUCUACAGGAUCGACUACUGCCUUCAAGGAAUGAAGCUGCCGUCUCGUGUUCCGACCCACCUGGACAGCGAGGACGAGCAGAAGUGGAACCACACGGAUGAGCCCACCUCGGGGGGAAAGUGCUGUGCCUGCCCCAAGACAGACAUCCAACUGAAGAAGGAACAGGAGGAGAUCGAGUACCGCAAGACCUUCGAAAACUACCUGCACAACGAAGUCUUCGAGAGCAGACCGGCACGACGGCGGCGUUCCGUGGGAGUUGCCAAUGCCACCCAAACACCUUUCUUCCUCACCACAGUUCCCAGUCCACCAUAUGUCUCCAGCACAGCCAGCUCUGAAGAAGACGAUAUGGAGGGAUCAAAGGUGGAGCUAAAGGUGUUCUCCAAAGAGUCUGCAGUGGUGUCCAACCUACACCACUUCACCAGCUAUAAAAUUGAGAUAAUGGCGUGCAACCACCCGACAGACCUCAAACGCUGCAGCAUGGCAACUUACGUCAGCGCCCGCACAAUGCCAGAGGAGAAAGCAGAUGAUAUCCCCGGGCCUGUGACCCACGAGAUCAUCCAUGGCGAGACUCAUUCUGUGCUUAUUAAAUGGAACGCACCCCGCUCACCGAACGGCCUCAUCAUCCUCUAUGAGGUCUUCUACAGGAGGGUUGGGGACACAGAGGUUCUGACGGUGUGUGUGUCACGACCAGCCUACCUCAAGACCGGUGGCACAAAGCUGUCCCUCGUCCACCCUGGAAACUACAGCGUGAGGAUCCGCGCCACCUCCCUGGCAGGAAACGGUUCUUUUACAGAACCAACAUACUUCUUCAUGCCCAACAAGCAUCCCAAUAUCAUUUGGCUUGUGAUUGGUCCAGUCAUCUGUUUCAUCCUGCUUCUUUUUGUAGGAGGUGGAGUCUUUGUGAUCCUUAAAAAGAGGCAAACAGAAGGACCCACUGGACCUCUUAUUGCCUCCUCUAAUCCUGAGUACAUUAGCACCAAUGAUGUUUAUGUUCCUGAUGAGUGGGAAGUGCCCCGCGAGAAGAUCACAGUUCUCCGAGAGCUGGGCCAGGGGUCUUUCGGGAUGGUGUACGAGGGCAUUGCCAAGGACAUAGUCAAAGGAGACCCUGAGACACGAGUGGCGGUUAAGACAGUCAAUGAGUCGGCCAGUCUGAGAGAGAGGAUCGAGUUCCUCAAUGAAGCGUCUGUGAUGAAAGCUUUCAGCUGUCAUCAUGUGGUGCGCCUCCUCGGUGUGGUGUCCAAGGGUCAACCCACUCUUGUGGUGAUGGAGCUGAUGACCCACGGUGACCUGAAAAGCUACCUGCGCAGUCUGAGGCCAGACUCUGAGAACAAUCCAUCAGGACGUCCACCACCUACGCUGAAGGAGAUGAUCCAGAUGGCGGCAGAAAUCGCAGAUGGCAUGGCCUACCUCAACGCCAAGAAGUUUGUGCACAGAGAUUUGGCAGCCAGGAAUUGCAUGGUAGCAGAGGACUUCACUGUGAAAAUUGGAGACUUUGGGAUGACUCGAGACAUAUAUGAGACUGACUACUACCGUAAAGGGGGGAAGGGGCUGCUCCCUGUCAGGUGGAUGGCUCCAGAGUCUCUGAAGGAUGGUGUCUUCACUGCCUACUCAGACUGCUGGUCAUUUGGCGUUGUGCUGUGGGAGAUCAGUACACUGGCAGAGCAGCCAUACCAGGGAUUAUCCAAUGAACAGGUUCUAAAGUUUGUCAUGGAUGGAGGAUACCUGGACCGCCCUGACAACUGCCCUGAGAGGAUGCACAACCUGAUGCAGAUGUGCUGGCAGUACAACCCCAAGAUGCGACCAAUGUUCCACGAGAUCAUUGAGAUGCUGCGGGAGGACCUGCACCCGUCAUUCCAGGAGUUGUCGUUCUUUUACAGCGAGGAGAACAAAGUCCCUGAGAUGGAGGAGUUCGACCUGGACCUGGACAACAUGGAGAGCAUCCCACUGGACCCGUCUUCAUACUCGCAGCGAGAGGAGAGUUUAGGGCGGGAUGGCGGUCCGUCUGUAGGCCUAAGGGGGAACUAUGAGGAGCACAUCCCCUACACACACAUGAACGGGGGCAAGAAAAACGGACGUAUCUUAUCACUGCCCCGAUCCAGCCCUUCCUAACAUUUCCUGUUAGGAACUUCUGCUCCCAUCCUCUGCCGUCAUCCUUCUUUCUGUUCCAGUCCUUUUUUUCUGUCUCCUUCCUCUCAUUGUUUUCUAAUAAUUUUCUUUCUCUUGGAGAAACCCUUCAACAAAAGACACAGAUCUCAGGACUUAAAUUUUUUUCGUCAUUGCUACCGCACACAGGCAAGCAAGGGAUGCAAACAGGUUUCUUCCUUCACAACUCAUAAGACUUUCUACUGUUACCUAUUGUUUUUCACUAUUGCCAUGUUUCCAGGACUAAAUGGAAACCAAGAGAAAAAAAACUGUGAACACAACUAACCUUAGACAACCAGAAGGCUGCUUUACUCCUCCUCUCUCACCCAUCUGCAUUUCCACAUUUCUGUUUGUUUUCUCCAAGUGAAAUCGUUUUACUCAGAUAGUGGCCUUUUUAUAUGUGGCCUAUAAAAAGAAAAAGUGUCUUGGAGCACUUACUCUAAUUUCCUCUUGAACAAUGACUUAAUCAGUUUGGAACGGUGGAUAUGACUUGAUCUAGUACAAACAUUUAUUCCUAGAGGAAUGUUUUGGGUUGUUUUGUUUUGUUUUUUUCUUCUUUUGGUUCAGCAGAAUUCCAAACUACACACAGAUUCAUCGGGUUUUUGAUGAAUAGUUUUUAAUUUAUUUGCUUUUAUUUUCUCUUCUCGUUCUCUUCCUCCUUUUGUUCAGUUUUAUUUCUGUCCUCACUAUAAGGCUGAAGGAUAUUUAAACAGUUAAGAAUUGGACAAAAGAGUUCCUCAGACUGACCAAUAGCUGCUGCUUUGAUAUAUUUUAGAAGGUAUAUAAAUACAUAAAUAUAUAUUAUAUAUUGUAUAUAUAUGGAAUAUUGGUAUUGUGGUACCAGUAUUUUAUAUAUAAUAUAAGACACAUUGAUGUUUUUGUAAAUAGUUCAUAUUUGUAAGAUUUUCCAUCAGAAGCUUUGCUAGUAUUCUGUUUAAUUUUGUCAGGUUUUUUCUCUCUGAGUUUUUAAAAUGCUCUUAUUUUUCUAUUUCCCAGAAAACACACUAGUUUACCAUCAGUGCUCUCUGUGUCUUGGGCCUCCAGGCCCCCUCCCUUACCCUCCUGAAAAUACUGUCAACUUACUGCAUCAUGUUUUUGUGAUAAACCUGGAUUCCACUGGGCACUGUCGGUAUUCACAAGCAAUUUUACUACAAUAAUAAUGAAAAACAGACAAAAUAACCAAAAGAAAAAGCUUUAUAAAGGAGGAUGAGGUCUGUGUAAGGUGGAGGUGCACCUGAUGUGUUUGGUUCCCUGGUCAGGCCACACAGGAGCUCAGUGCUCUGUUUGGUUGAUGUGGGUUUAUCAUGUGACUCUCCUGCUGAUUCUGAGUCGCUGUGAGGUUAGAGAGUAUGUGAAGUGCUUUUGGAUUUUCUCCUUUUUUAGCUCUAUGGUCAUUCAGUUCUGUCAGUGGAGAUGGGUCUCCUUUUUUUGUUUGGUUUGUGAACAGUGCUAAAGAAUUGAAAUCAGAUAGUGGUAGCAUUAAGGCUGUAACUAGCAAGUAUUUCAUUGUCAACUAUAGUCUUGAUGAAUCAAUUAAUGGUUUGGUCAGUAAAAAAAUGUCAAUAAGCUCGAGAUGACAUCCUCUAAUGUCUCGUUCAAUGCAAAACCCAAAGAUAUUCAUUUCUCUGUCACAUAGGAGAAAAGAAACCAGACAAUAUUCACAUUUAAGAAGCUAGAAUCGCAGAAUUUAGAGUUGUACUUAUCAAAAUAGUUGAUUAUUUUAGUAGUCAAUUAAUCAUUGCAGUUCUAAGCAGCAUCAAAAUGUCACCUGUGACCCUGGUGUAAUGACCAUACACAAACACAACACUGGUCAACAGGUCUGUUCUAUAACCAUUGGUGUUAAUCUGACCCCGAAGUGAAUAUAAUAUGACAAUAUAAAUAAAUAAAUUAUAAAUCUAUAAUAAUAUAUAAAUAUAUAAUAUACAUAACUAACAUGUUUCUUACCUUUUAUCCACAAAGCUCACACUCAAGGCAAAAAUGUCAUUAAUCCACAAAUCUUGCCAGUUUAUUCAAAAGGCACACGAAAAGUUAUCCACAAAGGAAAAAAUAAAUCUGACACUCUCCUUAUUAAUUGCAUUGAUAAAUGUAAGAUGCAUAAAAACUAAGUCAGUGAUUUCUGGUAAAUUUGACAUGCAAACAUCUCAUCUUAAAUUUUUUAACCCAAUCAAUCAAAUAAUUAUCAGCAUUAAGUUGGACACAUCAAAAGGCAGAAAAACAUUGAUUUCCUCUUUAAAGCUAGUCUUUAACCAGAGAAGCAUCCUGUGCUGUAAAACACAAGUGAUGCUUUCAGCCCAGCAACUCAUCAUCAUCAACCUUCAUCCAGACAAAAUCAACACAAAAUCUCUAGUUUAUCUGAAAACAUCCACAAAAAAUGAUCCACAAAGGACAAUAUAAUCCUGAUGAAGAUGAUGAAGGCUGAUGCUCUGAGCUCUUCUUAUUCUUCUGUUCAUGUUAUAAAUCAAAGUGAGGGAGUAAAAUAGUGUCACUGUGACAUGUUCAACAUCAUCCCUUGUACAUUCAGCUGUAUUCUGACUGUAAUUCUUGGGGUGGACAGCCCUUUAGACUGAUGUCUUAUUACUGCCAUUAUUCAGUUUCUCAUCCUGCACCAGAUCCUCCAGAUCAGUCAGGCUGUGUAGUGAUGGAAGCACUGGAGGAGAAUGUGGGAAGUUCCAGCAUUCAGAGUUCACAGCAGGUAUUGGAGCCUCUGCACUCCAUUACGUGGACAGUGGUUAUUAAUCCUGUUACUCUGUCUCUUUUAUCACAUGCGUGCAAGGUGGCGGGUACAUGGCGGCAUCACUCAGGUCCAACAUUCCAGGUUUUAGUUGGAAGCACUCGUCCAAUCCUGUUUAUGCCCCGCCCAUACAGCUGUUACCAGCACCAAUUACAGUCUCCUUAUUUCUUAGUCAUUGUGUCGUAAUGACCGAGUGACUUUCUGAAACAUUCACUUGAGGGGAAUGUUCUUGAUGUAUGUCCGUUUGAGAAACAUUCCUGUCAGUAGCUGCCUUUACAUGGACAUUAUUUCACUAAUAAUCGGAAAAACUGUCCAAUCACUAUCAGAAUGCUGAAUGGAUUCAAAGCAGUGGUGUGAACCUUUGACAACUCAUCAUCACUCUGUGAUUGGAGAAUGAAUACCUGUUCGUCCAACAUUAGUUAGCACGAGGAGAGAUAAAAACACAUUAAAAGACAUUAGAAGAAUAAAAGAAGGGAUUCACAGAUGCAUCAUGAUUACUGAUAUUGUCCCUUUUGACGCCAGUGGUCGAUGUUUAUCUGUUUAUCCAAAAAUUCAUAUGAUUAAGUUUGUGCCUCAAAAUCUCAAACCAUUAGAACAGUUAUUGACAAUUUCUAUGUUUCUUUGGCACAGAAAAAAUGUAAUGAAAACAAAUAAAGAGAAAAUAACAUCAGCGUAGGCACAGAAUUUCACAAUCAGUGCAUAGUCAAAGAGGACAAGUGUCUGAAACAUAGUGUUUGAGCUACCAUGGUUGGAAUCUGUAGAGAACAGAGACAACAUCCAUCUGAAUGGUUCCUCUCCUCUGGUAGAUUCAGGGCCACCAUUGGUCAUUGCAGCUGUCAAUCAUAUUGCUUAUUUAAGUGCAGCUGCCAAUGCAGUGAAGUGUGUCAUAUGACUCUUAACACAGACUGAUCCUCUGUAUGAAGGUUCUUCUUUACUCUCUAACCAUCAUCAACAAAUGAGGGUAUAGUAGCACAAAGACAAUAUUUUUAUUUUCCUGGUCAACAUAGGCCAAACAGUGUUCAGCGCUUACAGCAGAGCCAAAGCGGUGGCAGCUUCCUGUCAAUAAUGAGAACUUGCACAGAUAGAAAUCAGAGAUUCUGUCACCACGUGUUGUUUUUUCUUUUUCUUUUCUUUACCAGUGCCUUCUCCAACCACCCAGAGCUAUGUCCACAUCCAGGCUCUUUGUGCUCUUUUGCUCUAGUUUUAUUCUCUCGUCGACAGGAGAGGCUGAUCUGUGUUUGUAGGGUCAAUGGUCACAAGACCAGCAUGUUGGGGACAGUCACCAAACACCUUUUGGUGUUUUGUGGGUAGUGUAAAGGUUUGAACUGUGACACUGUGGAUUAGAAACACACACACAUACAAAGGUGCCUAUGGUUACCAAAUACAUUUUAGCUCAUUAUUAUCCCAGGGAAAUUAUAAUCUGGGCUUUUGUAUUUUGUAAAUAUUCUGUGACGUAGUUUGGAAAAUAAAAGCAGAAAAAUUAUAAUAUU